Messenger RNA from Racocetra persica, 676 nucleotides. The record is from the annotation of a GenBank genome assembly. NCBI's taxonomy places the organism in Eukaryota, Fungi, Glomeromycota, Glomeromycetes, Diversisporales, Gigasporaceae.
AUUGUUGAUGAAGCUUUGUCAGGGUGUCCUGAUGUCGAACGAGUUUUUGUAUUCCGUCGUACUGGCUCACCAGUUCCAUUCUGCUCCCCUCGUGAUGUAUGGUGGCAUGAAGCACUCGAAAAACAACGUCCUCAUUGUCCUCCCGAAAUUGUUAAUUCCGAAGAUCCUCUUUUCAUACUUUAUACUUCUGGUUCUACUGGUAAACCAAAGGGUCUCCUUCACACUACAGGAGGUUACUUAUUAGGCGCUGCUUUUACUCUCAAAUACGUUUUUGAUUAUCACGAAGGUGAUGUUUACGGUUGUAUGGCUGAUAUCGGUUGGAUUACCGGUCAUACUUAUAUCAUUUACGGUCCGUUGGCAAAUGGUGGUACUACUGUAUUGUUUGAAUCGACUCCUGUAUAUCCUUCUGCAAGUCGAUAUUGGGAAGUUGUUGCUAAGCAUAAGAUUACUCAAUUUUAUACCGCUCCAACUGCUAUUCGUUUAUUACGUAAAUUUGGUCGUGAACAUGUAGACCCUCAUGAUCUUUCAAGUUUAAGAGUAAUUGGUUCAGUUGGUGAACCUAUUAAUCCUGAAGCUUGGGAAUGGUAUAAUGAGGUCGUCGGUAGAAAUGUUUGUUCAGUAGUUGAUACUUAUUGGCAAACUGAAACUGGUUCAAUCAUAGUAACUCCAUUACCUG